AUGUGGGUACUUGCGACGGGGCUUCAGGCUCGAUUACAUCACGUGCAGUGCAGCGGGAAGCAUCCUCGGGGCUACGUCGUCUUCGCCAACGCGGCAAUCGGUGAGAUUGGCUCAACGCAGUCAGUGUACCCAGCUUCUCCGGGGACGUCGCAGCCAGCCACCACCACCACCACCACCACCACGACUCGGGCGACGACGACUACCAGCUCAUCCUUGGGCGCUUGGGAGCCCGUGGAUGGGGGCGAAGGCCGCGCCUGCCGUGGCAGCAGCCGCGGCGACAACAACCCUCAGUACUACCAGCUCGCCCAAGGUGUGAUGUCGCUGGAGGACUGUCAGAUGCGAUGCGCUGCCACGGCCGGCUGCCGCGGAAUCGAGUUCUCCCGCCAGCGAUGCGAGGUCUGGGUGCGGCCGAUGGGUAUCCAGGCCUCCAUUCCCUUGGCCGGCUUCACCUGCAUGCGCUAUGAUGGCCCCCUGGUGUCAACGACAACGCCCGCGGCGGGCACCUGGCUGCCCGUGGACGGCGGCGAUGGUCGCGCCUGCCGUGGUGCCUCUCGUGUUGACAACUCCCCAGACUACUACACCGUCGUAGCCGGCCUCGUCAGCCUGGACGCUUGCAAAGCGCAGUGCCAGGCCAUGACAGGCUGCAAGGGAGUGGAGUUCAAAAUCGGCCGCUGCGAGGUGUGGACGAGGCCCCAGGGCAUUGGCGCCUCCAUCCCGCUGUCAGGCUUCACAUGCCUCAGCUACCAGAGUCCGGCCAGCAGCACCCAGUCACCUAGCACUGCAACCACCACGACGACGGCCACCACGACAGAGGCCACCACCACGGUGGCCACCACGACGGCACCGGCAACAACAGCGCCCACUUCAUGCGCCAGCGCCUGGCAACAGUGCGGUGGGCGCAACCAUGCCGGCCCCACUUGCUGCGUGGAGGGCCACCGCUGCGUCGUCGACAACGAGUGGUAUUCUCAAUGCCAGCCAGAGGCCGCCUUCGCCCAAGCCGCGGCCAAGAAACGGGGCGGCCGCCGCAGCAGGUUUUUGGGUCCAAGCUUCAUGCAGUCCAAGGCAAAGACGCGUUCAGCGGCCUCCACUUCCCCCACGUUUGAGAAGUGGGAGCUGUAA
This is a messenger RNA of Symbiodinium natans, 1119 nucleotides long. Lineage: Eukaryota; Dinophyceae; Suessiales; Symbiodiniaceae. The record is from the annotation of a GenBank genome assembly.